Miscanthus lutarioriparius is the source of this 1590-nucleotide messenger RNA. NCBI's taxonomy places the organism in Eukaryota, Viridiplantae, Streptophyta, Magnoliopsida, Poales, Poaceae. The record is from the annotation of a GenBank genome assembly.
AUGGUUAUGGGAGAAGAAGUGAUACAAGUGGAGAAGCAGCCUCAGGGGUAUGUGGUGAAGGAUGUCAAAAACAUGGUGACAGUUGACAGAGUUUGGCGGUUGGACGACACGCUACUAGCUGUUCCAAGACCGCUGCUACUGAAAGACUUAUGCUUGUCAUUUGCUUUGUUCAAGUUGCUGCGCUGUCGAUUCGCGAGGUAUAAGCUUGGUAAUGCUGGUUCUAAGGGGGUGACAACUGACUUUUUCUGGGGCUUGUUGAUGAAGGAUGGCGAACAUGUGAGGAUAUUCCAGUUGAUUGCAGAUGAGGUUUCUUUCGUUCAUGAUUACUAUUACUCAUCCCUUCCAAUCUGCUAUGUCAAGCGUUGGCUGCACAUCUGGAGUCUCUGUAUCUCACUCUUGAGCCUAGGUUACUGCAUCGUGGUUGCAUGUUGGCUCGGGUAUGCGAUCUGGCAGGCGGAUUGGGAGGACAUAGUGAGUGCCUCUCAGAUGGAUUGCAUUUACCGGUGCUGGGGAGAUCAUGUGGUAAGCCCUCUGGAGGUUGAAAGCUUUGGAAGCACAUUCUUAGUUGUGGUGCUUCUGUUUCUGAUUGUGACGUUGGUCAUGAUCUCAGAGAUCAGAGACAUAGGCUCUUACAUCUGUUCCAACUGGACAAAAGUAGGGCUCAUCUGCUGGUACGUAAACCAUACCUCUUCGCAGCAUUUUGUACCCGUGCAGAAAUGGGUGGCCCUUUUGCUGCGAUGCAGAUGGAAGCUGAUGAAGCAUUGGAAUGAAAAGAUGGGCCAGUGUUCAGUACUGGUGCUUCAACCAAGAACAGUCACUCCACUCGGACUUCUGAGGCGCGUCCUCCGUUUGCCGGACAAGGAGAGGAGUGUCAGAGUAUCACCAGCGGUGACAGCUUGCAUCAUCGAUGCCCUGAGGAGCCAUAAGAGCACCGGCGCAUCUCUGCGCCGAAGCCGGGUCCAUGAGAACUUCCCCGGGGCCUGCAAUAGCAAAGGCACAUCGGAUGCCAUACUUACAUGGCACAUCGCCACGUGCAUCCUUGAGGCUCGGCACCCAUGCCAGCAUGACCAAGAACAAGAACAAGGCUCUCCGCCGGCUGUAUCCGAUGACAGGAUCACCGCAGUACACCUGUCACGGUACUGCACGUACCUGAUGGCCUGGUAUCCUGAGCUACUUCCUGACGACGUUGCAUGGAGCAAGAGCGUGUACAAGGCCGUCAAGAAGGACGCUGGCCGCGCCCUUGCUGCCAGACGCGCCGCGCCGGGCACGCCAGAGGCCGAGUAUGAGCAGCUGCUGAAAUUGCUGGGUGAGAAUUCAAGGCAUGAGGUGCUCAGGGAUGGUGCAAGGCUGGCAACGGAGUUGGUGGAGUACUUCACUGCCGCAGGCGAAGGCGACGAGGCCACGUGGAAGCUGCUGGCCGGAUUCUGGUCGGAGAUGAUCCUGUACGCCGCGCCGUCGAAGAACGAGAAAGGGCACUCGGAGGCCGUCGCCCGGGGCGGCGAGCUAAUCACGCUCCUCUGGGCGCUGCUCUUCCAUGCUGGGAUCGUAAGCAGGGGCGAAACCGCUGCUACGCCUGCUGGCACUGUUUAA